AUGAACAGCUGGGCUCUGCAACUCAUCCUUCCUAAGAUCUGUGGAGUCGCCAUUAAUGUGAGCUGUAGCCUUGAACAAACAGGAAAAAAAGGUUUCUUGGUUGAAGCCGAGGUUGAGGUUUUCAAAGAAACAUCGCUGGAUGGCUUUUACGACUUUGAUGAUUAUGACUCUGUUGGUCGACUUAUACCAACCGAGCCAGACUGCACAAUCUGUCUAGAAGAGUUAUCAUCAGGUGGUCCGAAGACGAUCAUGAAGUUGUCUUGUGCCCACAAUUUUCAUAGGGACUGCCUUCUCCCGUGGCUGCGCCGCAAGCAUUCUUGUCCCACUUGUCGUCAUGAUAUCAACACGCCCCCACCCAGGAACGAUCUCCCGAGGAUGAUAAUUUUCUCAAAAGAGAACUCACAAAAGGAAGUGGUGGUUUCAAAUAUUUCCCUCACAUACGUACCUUUGUAA
Molecule: messenger RNA, 453 nt
Organism: Thlaspi arvense
Lineage: Eukaryota; Viridiplantae; Streptophyta; Magnoliopsida; Brassicales; Brassicaceae
Source: the annotation of a GenBank genome assembly